AUGGUCCAAUCUCACUUCGAGACCGAAACAUUCACCUCAGAAAACUUCGUCGAGACCGCCGGCACGAUCCUCUUCCGGCUGUCCACGCAGGAGAUAUGCAUCCUCCAUCUGCUGGAGAAAGACGAAUACGUGCUGCCUGAAGGCCGCCGCAACCUGGGAGAGUCCCGGCAGCAAACGGCUCUCCGUGAGACUCGUGAAGAAACUGAAUUCUCGUGCAAUCUGAUGCAUUUGGAUAUGCUGUCGCGCGUUUGCCCGCCGGUCGAAGAUGAGGAGUUUCCAGAUGAGGCGCGAUUCUACAAGCAUGUUAUUGAGCCAGUGGCAAUGCAGACGAGGCGCGUCGAGGGUGGAAUCAAGCUGAUUUGGUGGUAUGUGGCGACUAUCAACGAGGAAGUGCCCGUUGGAGAGCACGAGAGCGAGAGGUUCGGUGUGGAGUUCAACGGCUACGAGGAGACGUUGCGGAAGUUGACGUUCGAGGAGGAUCGUAAGGUGGUCAGGAGAGCUAUAGAACUGGUGAACUCCACUAUGGCGAACAAGGAAAAGUAA
This is a messenger RNA of Saxophila tyrrhenica, 543 nucleotides long. RefSeq lists its product as uncharacterized. The transcript has a single exon. Gene Ontology annotation, molecular function: bis(5'-nucleosyl)-tetraphosphatase (asymmetrical) activity. NCBI's taxonomy places the organism in Eukaryota, Fungi, Ascomycota, Dothideomycetes, Mycosphaerellales, Extremaceae. Bases 1 to 543 code for a protein of 180 amino acids. The record is from RefSeq and is a predicted model, not a curated record. Gene Ontology annotation, biological process: AMP biosynthetic process; ATP biosynthetic process.